UUGCCUUUCUGUGUGUCUCCAACUCUGUUUCUCUCCCUUCGCUUUCCACUGUAUCAAACAUGAACACAAAGAAGAUGGAAUUUAAACACCAAAUCAAAAGCAGUAAUCUGAAACAACCCCUAAUUCAAUUCAUCCCGUAAUUUCCAAGUAAUCAAGAGAAAACCCUUUCUUUAAUCAACUCCUUAAACCCCACCCUACGCACCAAAUUCAACCUACCACAAAAGUUUGGACAAGUAAUUUCAUCCUAAUUCUCCAUUUCUUCCUCUUCUCUGUCUCCGGAGCUUCGGAUUGACUAAAAAAUGAAGCUUUCGGUGUUACAACAGAGCUAUCUCAACCGUCGAAGCAACAGCUUCAGAUCAUCAGGACCGUUGGAUUCUUCUUCCGACAGCGCCAUUAAAUCACCCGCGGCUAUUUUCUGGCUCGUCCUCCAUGGUCUCUCUUGCUUAAUUAGCUUGGUCCUCGGCUUUCGUUUCUCUCGUUUGGUCUUCCUUUUGUUCUCCACUUCCUACACCAACUUAUACACGUCGCCGUUUCACUCCUCUUCCGAACUGGCCAAAACGCUAGAUUUCCAUUCCCUUCUACCCACCAACCCCGUCGGCAACGUCCCGUUACCGUCGCUUAAUAAUACGGUUACUAAUUCCCGUGUGGUUGUCGGGCGGCACGGGAUCCGGAUCCGGCCGUGGCCGCACCCGAACCCGGUCGAGGUCAUGAAGGCGCACCAGAUUAUAGAAAGAGUUCAAACGGAGCAGAGAUUGCAAUUCGGGGUGAAGGAUCCCAGGAAGAUUAUCGUGGUCACGCCGACAUAUGUACGGACUUUCCAAGCGCUGCAUUUGACCGGUGUGAUGCACUCGCUAAUGCUGGUUCCUUACGAUCUGGUAUGGAUCGUUGUGGAAGCUGGUGGCAUCAGCAACGAAACGGCGUCGCUUAUUGCCAAAUCCGGUUUGAAAACCAUCCACGUCGGGUUCAAUCAACGGAUGCCGAAUUCCUGGGACCAACGACAUAAAUUGGAAUCCAAAAUGCGGCUUCGUGCUUUAAGAAUUAUAAGAGAGAAGAAAUUGGAUGGAAUUAUAAUGUUUGCUGAUGAUAGUAACAUGCAUAGUAUGGAACUUUUUGAUGAAAUCCAAAAUGUGAAAUGGUUCGGGGCAGUUUCGGUUGGAAUACUUGCUAACUCGGCUAGUACCGAUGAGACCGUGGAUCAGAAGAAAGGGGAAGAGGAGAAUCCUCCAAUGCCGGUUCAAGGUCCGGCUUGUAACGUGUCUAAUAUGUUGGCGGGGUGGCAUACGUUCAAUACGUUGCCCUUUGCAGGGAGAAGUGCUGUUUAUAUUGACGAUAGAGCGACCGUGCUGCCUAGGAUGUUGGAGUGGUCAGGGUUUGUUUUGAAUUCUAGGUUGCUCUGGAAAGACGGAGAUAAGCCGGACUGGAUUAAGGAUAUCGAUGCAUUGGAUGGGGAUAUUGAGAAUCCGUUGGGUUUGGUUAAAGUCCCUUCGGUGGUAGAACCACUUGGAAGCUGUGGACGUCGGGUUCUGCUCUGGUGGCUUCGAGUUGAAGCUCGUGCUGAUAGCAAGUUCCCUCCUAGAUGGAUAAUCGACCCACCUUUGGAGAUCACUGUUCCGUCGAAACGCACUCCAUGGCCAGAUACUCCCCCUGAACUCCCUGCUAAUGAGAAGCCAGUGAUAGGCAUCCAAGAGCCAACACUCAUGCAUACUACAAAGACACGAACAUCCAGAUCAAAACGUCGAAGUAAAAGGAAGCACGAUGAAGCAAGAGCGGACAGACGCACGGGAUUUUGACAAAACUAAAAUCAUUAGCUGGGAAUCUAUGCCAUGCCCGAGUUGAAACCGCUGCACCGAGAAAUUUGAUCAAGGGGGAAAUGCAGAUGGUCUUAUCAGGUGUUGGGUACAUAUGGGUAAGCAUCUUUCUGUGUUCAUCCUGAGUUUUCGACUAUUCUUUUGUUUCCUUUUACCUAUCUAUAGUUUCUUGGGGUGUUUGAUUAUCUGCUUCAUUUAGGAGGUAUGUAAGCCGAGCCGUUGGUGUUUUUUUACUUCGAUUUACAAAUUUAUACAUAAAUCCUGUAAUAGGGGUAAUAGGGACAAUAGAGUUGUGUUCAGUA
Messenger RNA from Hibiscus syriacus, 2110 nucleotides. Its product is annotated as probable beta-1,4-xylosyltransferase IRX14H. Lineage: Eukaryota; Viridiplantae; Streptophyta; Magnoliopsida; Malvales; Malvaceae. Gene Ontology annotation, cellular component: Golgi membrane. Gene Ontology annotation, molecular function: galactosylgalactosylxylosylprotein 3-beta-glucuronosyltransferase activity; xylosyltransferase activity. The transcript has 3 exons. Bases 300 to 1790 code for a protein of 496 amino acids. Gene Ontology annotation, biological process: plant-type secondary cell wall biogenesis; glucuronoxylan biosynthetic process. The record is from RefSeq and is a predicted model, not a curated record.